This is a messenger RNA of Puccinia triticina, 2859 nucleotides long. RefSeq lists its product as uncharacterized. The record is from RefSeq and is a predicted model, not a curated record. Lineage: Eukaryota; Fungi; Basidiomycota; Pucciniomycetes; Pucciniales; Pucciniaceae. The transcript is spliced from 2 exons. Bases 1 to 2859 code for a protein of 952 amino acids.
AUGAGUCCCACCUCUUUUUCCGCCAGGGGGAACAUCCGAAAGAACGAAAGUGAAAGAGAUGGAAGCUCAUACCGUGACAACGUCAAGGUAGUCCACCGGGCAGACCUACCAAGGAACCUUGCAUUCUUCGGAGCUUCGUUGACGGGUUACGAAACAGUGGAAAGUUUGGACUCCAGCCUUUCUGAAAGCUCGUAUUCUUCCAUAUCAAAUUCGGCUCCGGAGUCGAGUGAAUCAGACGACGAGUCCAAUUCCAUACGUUUGGAUGACAGCUUCGAUUCAUUUGACUCAAGCUGGUCUCAGACGAAUGUAGACGGUACUGGCGCGUAUAAGGGCUCUCAUUUUCUAAGCAAGUCCCAGCGACAGGCCAAGGACGAAUUUCGCCAUGGGAUAGUCUCCGAAAGGCAUGCAAGAAAUGCUGGCCAAUGGGACCGUAAAAUCCAACUUGAACUUACCCGCCAAGAGCGCCGCCGCAUUCGACAACUUGUCUUUUUUGCGGUUUCUUUCAUGAUUAGCACCCUGUUCCUUUUCGGUAUUGUUGUGAUCAACAUAGAUCAUCUAUCACCCGAAUCCGAUGUGGCGACUGAGUCCACUCUUUUGUCAACUCCUAUCAUCGAAACACCUGAGCGCGACGCGCUGAUUAUCUAUCGCAUCAUUGGCAACGAUCUUCCACCAAGACAUUCUCCGAAGCAAACGUUGACAAAUCUUCAGUUUUUACUUGAGCAUGAAGGUGAUUUUGAGGAAAUAUCUCGUUACAUCAGCGCUGGUUCCAACCUAGAAUCCGAUGGCGCCUUAGGGGUCUACAAACUGCGGGUCAAAAAGUUCUUUGUACUCAAUCGGAUCGCCAAUCAGACGCAACUUUCCCUGGUCGAAAACAUGCUCAAGUUGCACGGCGUCGAGGAGGGGCAGAUUUUGGUUAACCCAUUCAUUGCGGACGCGUACCGAUCCCAACCAUUUAAUCUGUUGCCCGACAUUGGCUGGGAUAGUGGACUCCAUUCGACGUGGGGCGUCGAUAAAGAAGCCGCGCAAUCAGCUGCCAUUCCAGCCAUCGUAAAACAAAUCUCACCGGAAAAAUCAACCAGCUCAAGCAGAGGAACGAAUUCGGAUAAAUGGAGAGCUCUGGACUUUACUUAUCAUUCCAAAAACCUCUAUGCAAUGAACAAUAAUGGCGGGAGAAAUUUCGCACUUGAACAUGGAAGAUCAAUUCCUGAAGCACGAUGGAUUCUUCCGUUGGAUGGAAACUGUUUCUUUACCCGAGCCUCUUUAUAUUCACUCGCCACCUCUCUGCGCGACUCAGACUUACAACCCGAUCCUCCCUCUCAUGUUGUUAUUCCUAUGUCACGAUUGCUUGAUAACAAACAAGCAGCAGAUCAGAACAAGCCAAUCACACCAAGCACAUUCGACCAGGAAAGGGGCUUCAGACCACAGACCAGGGAUGAACCACAGGUUGGCUUCCGUUUCACCUCCAAGGAAACAUAUUCUCCUGAUAUGCGUUAUGGACGCAGGUCCAAGUUGGAACUUUUGUGGAGGUUAGGUGCCAUUGAUCGAGGCCGCAACCUCGACAAAAAAACUGGCGACUGGGAAGUUAUGGAAAAAAAUAUCUUAACCUCCAGAUCAUAUGGCACAAUCAAGCGAACCUUCCAAAGGUCAUCUGCCACUAGUAAUCCUAGAGCAAGGAACCAUGCCAAUCAAGGUAGACCCGAUUUUCUUCGCGCUGGAUGGGUUUUGAGGCUAUUCUCUGGCGAUCAAAGUCAAGAGGAGCACUCCGAAAAAGCUAGAAGUCGUCGUUCCGUGAGCAGGAUGAAGGGAAUUAUUUCGUUCUUGGAGGGCAUCGAUGAAUCGAUUGCUAGAAGUUCUUCGACCUGCGACCAAAGCCAUUUGAACAAGAAUUGCGGGUUUGCAACUUGGCGCUUGUGGAGCUUGAAUGGCGAGGAGCUGGAGAAAAUGAAACUACAGCACAUCAAUAAAGACCCGAGCGUUACACCCUUGGUCCACAAACUUGUCCAACUUUCCGAAAGCUUUGCCGCUCAUGCUUCAUCUAUCCUUGCUAAAGGUGAAAAAGAGGUGGCUAUAAGUUUGGACAUACCCGCAAUUCCCAACACUAUCUUCAUUUUAGCCUUGACCGCAUAUCUCACGGAUGACGAAAAGUGCGCGGAUAUGGCAGCAAGUUUGGCAAAUAUGAUGUUCUUACAGUCACCAUUUUCACAGUCACCUGACGCGUUCCAAGUCAAGCUCAAUACACAAUUGCAAUCACUUCGCCUUCAAACGGAUUACGACGGCUUCGGGUACGCUUUUCCGAUACCCAGACAUGAGAAUGCUUUACCAAAUUGGAUGAAAGACACCGCGCUGGAUUAUAUGCCAUUCAAUCCAUACACAUUUGACCCCACACUACUCCUCGAUGGGAUCCGCUUAUUGCAAAGUGAAUGGAGAACGAUGAGCGACAAACCGCAAAGUGAAUGGCUUCGACAAUCUUUACGAGAAAAUUUACCCAAGCAAAAGCUGCAAGAACUCUUUACAUUACAAAUCAGCUAUCUCUUAUUGAACGAUUCAAUGGCGCAAGACUCCUUCACUCGAAAUACAAACGAAGUUGAAGGCAUAAACUACGCUUUGAAGUUGAGUGCGUUGGCCAGUUUCACGAACGAUGUCAGAUUAUUAAAUAGGAUUUGGAGUCGAACCCCAGUUGAAAUGCCUUUGCUCUUGAAGACCAAGAUGGUUGAUUCGGAUCCCUCGAAAACUGACUUGGUUUUGGACCAACAAGUUUCUACAGAUUUCGCUACUCUUUACCAGCGCUUUCGUACCGGUUUCCACAACAUCAAGAUGCAACCAUCUUCAAAGUCAAACCCUCAGAAAAUUUCCAGCUAA